Molecule: messenger RNA, 2329 nt
Organism: Halichondria panicea
Lineage: Eukaryota; Metazoa; Porifera; Demospongiae; Suberitida; Halichondriidae
Exons: 4
Coding region: 1204-2175 (323 amino acids)
Source: RefSeq, a predicted model, not a curated record
GGUUCUGGGGAAUACAAGAUAUCCGAUAAUUAUGUAAUGCAAAGCAACAGCUGCAUAUGUAAUUAUAGUAUGAACGAUUUGCAUGAGGAGAACAGCUGGGUUUAUUGUUACCGGUUAUUAAAGAUUAAGUCAGAUAGCGUGUAUAGGUGGUUCUAUUUCUAUUUUUAAACCCAAAUAAGAGUUACGGCAAUAAAAAAAGAGCGAUCAGGGCAAAUAUUGAUCAACUUGUCAUUCUCAAAGCUUCAGAAGUGAUGGAAUAGUUUUUUAUGGCCUCGUUUCUGCUGACUGAGAUGGAGGAAUCGUGUUAAACUACUACCAUAAAGGGAUUCCUUGGGUUUUCACAAUGUGACAGGGGCCAGGACAUAAACAGGAUCAAAAUAGGGCAACUCAUGCACUUGUCGACUGCGACAAACAGGAUGCACAUCUAACCACGAAUCCCAACACAGAAAACUACACAAUUUUGCACACUAGCUCAUGCAAUCAUAGAUAGAGUAGAAGAGGAAUUGGAAACGGAAGUACCCUCGAAGUACCAUCCAUGUAUCUCCGCGGUUUUAAUCGAGGCUUACUUUUUAACAUGAGGGCUAAACAUGAAUAAUUCAUGAGAAUUGUUUUGCUCUCUGUAAGAAGUCCACGAGCAGUUCUGCUGCUAAGCAUCAACUUUCUCUAAUACUUGAAGCCAUUUGGGACACAGGACACUAUUUAGUUACAAAGCCUUAGCUGUAUCAAAGGUACUAUAGGAACACAAGCAUGAAAAAGCGCUCUGUGUACCUCUAGCUACUUCACGACAAUCGAGAUUAUAUUUUCUUUGUUUCCAAUUGAUACCUACUAUCAGGAGGCAUGUGAUUCAGUAAUGGGGGUAGCUCUGAGAUGUAUGCUUUGGACACAAUAAGUUUCCCGGGCUUUUGCGGGAGUUAUGAGGAGAUACACGGAUGGUCCCAGAGCCACUACGUAGACUUCAUUGUAAAACAUCACGUGAAUCACUUCCGUUUCCAAUCCCUCUUCUACUCUAUCUAUGAUGCAAUCAAGUAAUUACAGCCCCCUGCAGCCAGGUUAGACUAACUACAGACAGGGUGUUAUAAAAUUAGAGUAUAAUGACCUUGAUCACUAAAAAUAUAAUUAUUGUGCAAUCACGACAUAGCAACCAGCCUUGUAUAAAAAUGGCUAGUGUAGCAUCAACGCCAUCAUCAACAAUAAUUCAAGAAGAUGCAGUUGGCCAUGGACAAGACUAUAAUUACACUGUUGGCUUCAGCAUUUGUAAUUGCUGUUUUGGAGUUUCAUCGCUCCAAUGCCAUUUGCAGUCAAGAGUCUUUUCCUUCCACGUUUGACCCCGGGGCAUUUCUCCCCUCAGUAGGCCAGCUGCCCCAUCCCAGUGAUAUUCUUGUCAUCUCUUACAGGUUCACUUGUGAAGGCACCAUCACUCACUGGGAGGCCUACACUACAGGCACUGGGUCACAUCCAAUGGAGUUCCAAGUAUGGCGGGAAGCUCAGUUGCUAACAUAUAAUCUAGUCGGUAACAAUAUAUUCUCUACCGCUUCUCCGUCCAAUGGGAUGCUUCGACUGGGCGUCCCUGUAGACCAACAAAUCACUGUUAUGCCCGGAGAUUUUGUGGGGGUGAGAACAAUACAAGGAAACGAAGAUGACCCAUUUCAAAUUCUUACUAUCCGCGGCUACUACAUUAAUUAUAAUCUAACGAAGCGUGGUUUCGAUAGCACUCCUGCACAGCUGCCACUGGGCAUAUCGUUAGGCUUAAACUGCUUUACACCUCUCAACAGCCUGCCUACUAGAAUCAGCAUAACUCCAUUGAUCAAUGCAGUGCUUAACAGCAACUCUGAUGUCUCGACCCCUGACCCCUCCAUCUCUCCGCCAGCUACCUCACAAGCACUCUUCAUCGGUACAGGAGUAUUAGCAGGCCUGCUACUGACCCUAUUAAUUCUCUUUGUCGUCACGGUGACUCUGUUCUGCUGCUACAUGCAACACAAGAGAGGGGGGAACACUGUCAAGGGGCCAGCAAUGACCGUCAACACUGCGUACUAUGAUGUGAGGGGGGGCGAAGUUGAACUGACCUCUAACACUGCGUACAAUCAUGCAAGAGGGGGCGAGGUCAAAUUGACUCCCAACGAUGCUUACAAUGACCAGACAGGGGAUGCUCCAUACUACUCCAGGAUAGCUACAUAGGUUACUCGAAUUGACAAACUACCAUAGAUUAAUUAUUAACACGAUUAAAUUUUAAGAGUUUCAAGCUGUUUAAUAGAAAGCAAACAUAGAAUCUAUUUCUAGAGUCGUACAAUCAUAUGUAAUACUACCUAUUGUCAAAAAAUAUUUUAAUUAA